GGAAAUGGUGUGAUUUCCAUACACAACCACCACUUUAUGGGAGAGGAGGACUUGCUACUGGAUUUAGGUGGGUGGAAAACAACAUAAUAUGGAUCAUCGGCCUGAAGGCUACAGCUAAAUACAUGAACAUAUUCAUGCAAUCAGAAAUGUGGAUUAAUCGAGGAAUGCGAGGGAGUAUGGGACAAUGGAAUCUCACCCUAUGGAAUUCAGCAGUUUGAUCACAUGAAGCGAGUUGUUUGGGAAGGAGAGACGUCGCCUGCAUCUACCUAUAAAGCUAAGCCGAAUCGAAUGGACUGUAUUUUGAGAGCAAGACAUCCAAGUUGAUUAUACAAGUAAUAGGAUACUGGAUAUAUCUUUACAUUCCAGAGGGGUAACUGGCCUCUGUCUGCAUUUCAGAUGCUAGCUCGCCAAUGCAUUUGAGUGGCAGACUAGUUUAGCUAGUUCUCCAUUGCUGCUCGCCAUUGCUCCCUGUCGCGUCGGCGUCAUAGCCGAUGAGAACGCUCUUGUGUCCAAUCACAGUUUUCACGUGAUGUCGCGGAUGGCUUUUGGCCUCUAUCGGAAUUAGCUUGUUAGUAGCCUGCCAGCCAUUAUUUGCUUAUCACAACAAAAUAUUCUCUACAACAGUGAGUGUUGCAGAAAGAGACCCAAUUUGUUGGUAAAAGCAAGUGUUUAAUUUGCAUCAAAACAAUAUUUAGUUAGCCAUAACGACGGCUAUUAUUGCUAUAUAGCUAACGUUAACUAGUUAGCAAGCUAGCCAACUUGAUGUAAAGGGCAAGCUAGCGCACUGUUAGCUAGGUAGGUUCUUAACGUUAUGUAAUGCUGGAUAUCAAUAACAUCAGCCAACUAGUCGCUUGUCGUGGAUAUAAUUGUUUUUUCAAUUUUGGGAAAGUUUAUCGGGAGCAUUUACUUGCAACGUUCACUGACCAGUCAACGUUAGCUAGCUUGUUAGGGAGCUAGCCCUUACAUCGUAGUUCGCUUUGCAUUACUAGAUAUUGUAGCAUUAAACAGGCUCCAGUGUACAGCUACGAGUUGGUGUUGCAGUGGAAAGUCCAGUCAGGUCAGAAGGCAUCCUGUUUACUGCGGAUAUCCACCUCUUAGUCAAUUUAGGAACACUUAGGUAAUCAUGCUGCACCAAUGCAUGCCAUUCGAAGAUACUUUUUGUGCAUUUUAAAUGUUGCACGAACUGGCAUUUUAGAAAAGUUCACAGCACCACAUCGAACAUUGGCCAAGUUUUAACACAAGAUAAAGGGACGUCUAGUCGAACAUCAUCACGUGCACGGAGAUCAUGUACUGUUCUUCGAAGAGCCACACCAGUAAACUAGCCUCAAGGACUCUGUAACUAAAUUUAGCUCGCAAGGGAUGGAAACCAAUUUACUGAGGAUAAUGCGAGUACAGUUGUCUAGCUGACUUUACUUGGAUUGGAAGUAUCAACAUAAUAAGCUGGAGGAAAUCUUUAUAUAUACCCAUAUUACUUAGAUUUUAAUGAGUUUAAGCUAAUUUUGGGAUACUAGUGGAAAUGCAUAUGCAUUGUAAUUAAUUAGAAUGUUUACUAGCUAUUAUCUCAGAAAACAAAUACAAUAGGACAGGAGCUGUUGACAAACAGGCAUUACUCUGUCACUAAGACAUUUGAUGACAACGUUAUUGUGCAAGCUAUCACUUCCUGGUAGGACUGGAAACACAACAAGCCUUUAAAAAAAGAUACUCUUUACUUUUGUAUUGAUUUGCUUGUUGGUAUUGCUAUGUAGUUACACUUUGUCUUCAGACUAAAUGAAAAUAACACGUAGAUAUUGUACAGUCAGUGGUGCCUGAAUUUCAUGUAUUUUGCUUUGAGAUAGCACACAACUUAAAGUCCCCCACCAGCUAUUUAUUUUUUACUUUUCCUGUCACGCUAGAUUGUUCUAAUACUGUUUCAAUUCGCCUGGAGCGCUGUUUCAACGGUCUACUGUAAGAUACUUGAAGAUUGCCUAUGACAAAAUGAGGAAUAUGCACCGAGCGCUCUCUGAAAGGAAUAAGCUCCCCACUAGCUGACGUGAGGAGUUGUAACUUUUGGACAUAGCUGGCAGACAGCAGCAGCACUGUGGAACUCUGUACAAAGAAACUUGAAGAAAAAAGGAGAUGGUCACCCUGCUGUGACAUCAUUGGACUGGAGGAGAGGACACGGACACACUCGAGCCGUCUGCAGCCAUGAGUCUCCGCCCCCCCACCUCAACACUGGACAGUGGGGCAGCCAUUAAGAAACACUCUCAUCUGCCCAGGCUCAACAGCCUGACGAUAGGAGACUCGGAGCGCAAGACCUCCAGCGGCCAGCAGAGGGAGCCUCUGGCCGACUUCCCCACUGAGAGCACAGGUCAAGGUCUGGUUCAGAGAUGUGUGGUUGUACAGAAGGACCAGCUAGGGUUCGGCUUCACUGUGUGUGGCGAGAGGAUCAAGCUGGUGCAGAAUGUUCGACCAGGUGGCGCAGCGGUCAAGGCAGGGGUCCACGAAGGAGACAGAAUCAUAAAGGUCAAUGGCUCGCUGGUGUCGUCCAUGUCUCAUCAGGAAGUGGUGAAGCUCAUCAAGUCUGGGACAUAUGUUGCUCUGACUCUUCAAGGACCGCCCCCUUCAGCAGCUGCCCUCCCCCUACAUCCCCUCCCCACUGACCUCUUACCCAAUCAGCGGACGUCACUGGGAGGAGAAGCCCCACCUCCACCACCUCCACCCCUCCCCGGACUGACCAGCAACCCCUCCCAAAGGAUCACCAAACCACUGCAGAACCUAGACGUACAGAAACACGCCACUCAGAUCCUCAGGAACAUGCUGGAACAGGGAGAGGCUGAGCUUCAGGACUUGAUGGAGGAACUGUUACUGAACCCCUCCCCAUCCCUGGAGGAGCGAAUCGAAAGUGCCAAGCGGCGGGCCCAACAAGUCAGGGUUAAAAUCCAGCAAGAUCUGGAUGGAACUCGAUUGGAAUCUGUGACCAGCUAUGUAGUAGCAGGAGAAGGUCGGUUGUCGGGGGAUUCAAGUGAAGGAGACUUUGAGGCCUGUGAGAGCCCCCACUCCUCCCCCUCCACCUCCUCCUUCAGGACCCCCCUCUACCGGAGACAGGGCUCUGACACACACACCUUCUCCGACUCGGCUGGGAAGGUUCAGAUCAUUGGCCCAGAGGAAGAGGAGGAAGAGGACGACAGCUAUCCGCUCAAUGAGAUGGACGGCCCAUUUCAGGACAUAGAACUUCUCAAGUCGCGACCGGCCCACAUGACCGUGUUCAUGAGAUACCUCUUCAGCCAGCUACUUGAUCCCAACCCACUGCUGUUCUACCUGUCAGUGGAGGUCUACCUGGGCUCCAGCCCUAAAGACGCCCGUGCCCUCGCCCCACAGAUCUGCUCCCACUUCCUGGACCCUGAUGCUCCGUUGAAAAUCAGAGUACGAGAAGAAUACCUGUCCGAUAUAGAGAGUCGACUCCAUGCCCAGGAGGACAUCAGGGGACCUCUUUCUGAGCUCCAACAGCAGGUGCUGCCUGACAUUCAGGACCAAAUACAGGAUUACAGGAGUAAGCAGAUGAUGGGUCUGGGUUCUCUGUUUGGAGAGGGAGACCUGCAGCAGCUGGAUGGAGACCCAGCCAAGGAGAGGCUAGUGGUGGACAGACAGGUCACUGCUCUCUGGGAAAUACUCUCGAAGCACGAAGAGGAGAGCAGUUCUCGUCUAGCCUCUGCGGUGCUGCUGUAUCUCCGUCACUCAGGCAUAAAGCUGAGGGACUCCAGGGUGUUCCCAGGCCUCAGCACUGAGAAGGAGAAGUGGCUCUCCUUCUUUCCCAAGACCAAGAAGCUGAGCAGUUCAAAGAAAGAGAAGGACGGUGAGGACAGGAAGAGAAACCCCAUCCUGAAGUAUAUCGGCAAGCCCAGGAGCACCUCUCAGUCCACCUUCCAUGUCCCCUUGUCUCCCACUGAAGUGCGCCCGGGCAGUGUGAGGAACAUCAUCCAGCAGUUUGAGAACCACACAGAGAUCCCCGGGGAAGAGGGGGCCGAGGGAGACCCUCCGAGACUGUCCUCCAGCAGCCUGGGAGAGGACAGCAUGGACAGCCCCACGGUGUCGAUGCGUCUGGCUCGUAGUGAGUCUCUGAAGGCGCAGGGGGAGGGGCGUCGGCGGGGCGGGUCCUCGGGGGCUGAGACAGUCCCUCGGUCCCGUAGCGACGUGGACAUGGAGGACUGUGGAGAGGAGAGUGAAGGGCCGGGCCUGAGACCCUUACACCACAGCACCUCCUCUGCCUCCAGUAGCUCAGCACGAUCCUGCGAGAACCCCACCCCUCCGUACACCCCUCGGUCUUCCAGAAGAAAGAGUGUGGAGUUCCCAGUGGCCUUGCUCCCUGACGCCCCAGCCCUAGAGGAGGACGUGGUGGACAGUCACAACUGGCAGGAGACGGUGGCCCCGCAGGUCCUGGCUACUCUCUGUCCCCGAGAGGUCGACAGACAGGCUGUCAUCUACGAGUUGCUGACAACGGAGGCGUCUCACCUGCGUACACUCAGGGUGUUGGAUCAGGUGUUCUUCCAGAAGAUGAGGUGUGUUCUGAGCUCUGACGAGCUGGCCUGCAUCUUCCCCAACCUGCCUCAGGUCUACGAGCUCCACGCGAGUCUGUGCGAAGCCAUGAAGAAGAGACGAGAAUCUCCCAUCGUUCAGGGCAUCGGCGACAUCAUGCUGGCCAGGUUUGAGGGCGUGGCGGGGGAGGAGUUUCAGGAGCAGGCGUCCCACCUGUGCAGUCAGCAGUCUCAGGCCCUGGAGCUCAUCAAGAACAAACAGCGCAAAGACCCCCGUUUCGCACACAUCAUCCAGGAGUGUGAGGCCAGUCCUCACUGUAGGAGGCUGCAGCUGAAGGACCUGCUGGUGUCUGAGACGCAGAGACUCACCAAGUACCCUCUGCUACUUGACAACAUCCUCAAACACACAGAGGCCGGUUCCACAGACCUCCCUCCUCUCCAACAGGCUCAAGCCUGUUGCCGGGGGAUAUUGCAGGCCGUCAACGAGGUUGUCAGGGAGACGGAACACCGGCAGCGGCUCAACCAAUACCAGCGCAGGUUGGACCCCACGCCACAGUUCAAGAGUCUGGACCUGACCAGUAAGAGAAUGAUCCAUGAGGGUCCUCUCACCUGGAAAGUCAGUAAAGACAAAACCUUGGAGAUCCAGGCGCUGCUGUUGUCAGACCUUCUGGUGUUGCUCCAGAGAGGUCCAGACGACCGGCUGCUGCUGCGCUGCCCAUCCCGCUUUCUGGGGGGGGGAGGUGGGGGUAGCGGGGAUACCAAGGCCUCCUUCAGCCCCGUGGUCCAGCUAGACUCACUGCUGGUGCGCUCUGUGGCCACAGAUAACAAGGCCCUGUACGUCAUUAGCACAACAGAGCAACAGAUAUACGAGCUGGUAGCAGGGACGUCCUCAGAGAAAAACAUCUGGAAGGACCAACUUGAAAAGACAAUCUCAUUGGCUGCUGGCUCCUCACCUUCAACCAAUAACAGAUCCACACCUAUUUUCUCCCCGAGUCUUGGUAAUGCUUCCCCUGUCUCAACUGGCAGCCAUGUCUACCAAUCAGACGACUCGAUGACGGAGCAGGCUGUUUCAAUGGGGACAAACUCUCCUAACGAUGAGGACAAUGAGCUCACGCCCACCACACCAACGGCGCAAUCAGGGGCUUUCCUCCACAUUGAGGGACGGGACUACGUCAAGAAGCAGAUUGGAGUGGCUGAGGCAGCUCUUGAAGACGUGGAGAUACUAAAGCGGCUGAUUUUCCACAACUUUGAGGAAGUUGGGUGGAGUCACGACUCGGACGGAACGCCCACAAACGAGACAGCCAAUGAGAGGAGCCCGCUCAAUGACAGACAGAGACUGGCGUCCUCUGAGACUCUUCUCAGUGCCAGUCCCAGCCAAUUGGAGGCUGAGCAUUCCGAAGCCCCGCCCUCGGAGGUGGGGUCCCCCAGUGUACAUGUUGUGAGGAAAGCUGUGGUUGCGGGCUCUCCUUCUAUCCCUGAUGACAUCACUGAUGUCAACCUCCACUCCGACCAAUCACCUGAGCCGAGAGCCGGGGCCAGUGUACGGGGAAACGUGUUCUACCUGGUGUUGCCUACAGAGCAGGGAGACGGACUGCUGGAUGAGAGUCACACAGAUGAGGUCAUUGAUCCCCCCACCCUGACCUCCACCGAACUACCUGAUCUGGACCAGGAAGUGAUGUCAUCAAACAUUAAGCAUCAUGAGGAAGAAGGGCAGGUCUCUUCCACCCUGUCUGCGGGCAACCAAUUGGAGCCAGGGAAUCUGAGGCGGGAGGGAGGGCUUGGCCAAUCACAAAAGGUCCUCCAGAGCUAUGUGAUCAAACACGUGGAUGAGAUUUUCCACACAAUUGAGGAGCUGAUGAGCAAGCUGCACCAGCUGAGGGACAUCGAGACAGCUCAUCACCAGCUGCUGAAAACACUAAGAGAGCCGCCUGUCAAUCAGGAGUCAGACGAUCUCCCUCGCAACCAGGAAACAGUCGUCAGAACGCCGUCUCUGGACCGGGACCCAGGGGAUGCAGAGCCAGCUAAGCCUGAGAUCCUCUCCACUGGAUUCUAAAGAUGUUAUCUCAAUGAGGAAUUCUUAAGACUCAUUCACCCCUGCUCUGCCGUAGACAUGCGCACAUACACACUGAUGGACUGGGACCCCAGCCUUUACCCCCUACCCCACGUCUCACACCCCUAACCCUCAGCCCAAUCCUAGCAUACACUGCUCGUAGGAGCAGGAUCCAGGAAGUACUGUGAUGUCUUUGGUGUUGCCCUGGGAGACCAGGAAGUGAUGCAGGACUGAUGGCCCCGGCCCCCUGACAUCGAAGGAUCUGUCCCCAACACGGGUUCAGGGUGAACUCUGACCUCCGUGGAGCCAGAGGGAGUCCAGGGACGAGAGGAUGGACAGAUGAAGGACAAAAAAAAGGAAGAGACUGAAAAGUAGAGAACAAGUGAUGGAAAUGUGUGAAGAAGCAAAUAGAUCAUAAUGAAAGUGGAGAGUGGGCAGAAUCUAAAUUGGCAAGGAAUAAUGCCAUGGAUGAGAUGUUGGAUGGAAGUAAGGUUGGUUACAUUUGAAGGAGAAGUUAGUAUACUUUGAACAAAGUAGUGAUGGUUCAAGGGAGAGAGUUGAGAAGUGACAGAUGAACAGGACAACGUAAGGACCCUAGCACUUUACCCACAAUACAUCAUCUGUCGCGUAUCCAUACUCCACAACGGAUUGGAUUAGUGAGGGACUGAAAACUGGACAGAUCACCGGCUCCAUUGUGAGUCAAAGCUGCACCUUGUUUGAGCCAAGAUGGUAGUUCAUUACUACUGGUUGCUUUACAGUAUGCCUGCCAUUGAGGCCAAUCGAAGAACGGUGUGUGUGUGUAUGCGUGCACACACACACGGAACCAAAAUAUAAACGCAACAUGCAACAAUUUCAAAGAUUUUAGUGAGUUACAGUUCAUAUUAGAAUAUCAGUCAAUUGAAAUUAAUUAGGCACUAAUCUAUGGAUUUCACAUGACUGGGAAUACAGAUAUGCAUCUGUUGGUCAAAAAAAACAAUCAGUAUCUGGUGUGACCACCAUUUGCCUCAUGCAGCUCAACACAUCUCCUUUGCAUUGAGUUGAUCAGGCUGUUGGUUGUGGCCUGUGGAAUGUUGUCCAACUCCUCUUCAAUGGCUGUGCGAAGUUGCUGGAUAUUGGUGGGAACUGGAACAAGCUGUCAUACACGUUGAUCCAGACCAUCCCCAACAUGCUCAUUGGGUGAUAUGUCUGGUGAGUAUGCAGGCCAUGGAAGAACAGAGACAUUUUCAGCUUCCAGGAAUUGUAUACAGAUCCUUGCAUCAUGGGACCAUGCAUUAUUAUGCUGAAACAUGAGGUGAUGGCAGAUGAUGAAUGGCACGACAAUGGGCCUCAGGAUCUUGUCAAGGUAUCUGUGCAUUCAAAUUGCCAUUGAUUAAAAUGCAAUUGUGUUGGUUGUCCGUAGCAUAUGCCUGCCCAUACCAAAAACCCCACCGCCACCAUGGGGCACUCUGUUCACAAUCCGGGGAGAGCAUACUUCUUCAGCUUGCCAGUGGCCAUCGAAGGUGAGCAUUUGCCUGCUGAAGUCGGUUACGACGCCAAACUGCAGUCAGGUCAAGACCCUGUUGAGGACCAUGAGCAUGCAGAUGAGCUUCCCUGAGACUGUGAUUACACAUGAUGAUCUGCGGUUGGAUGUACUGCCAAAUUCUCUAAAAUGACGUUUGAGGUCGCUUAUGGUAGAGAAAUUAACAUUAAAUUAUCUGGCAGCAUUGCUGGCGGACAUUCCUACAGUAAGCAUGCCAAUUGCGCGCUCCUUCAACUUGAGACAUUUGUGGCAUUGUGUUGUCAAAACUGAACAUUUUAGAGUGGCCUUUUAUUGUCUCCAGCACAAGGUGCACCUGUGUAAUGAUCAUGCUGUUUAAUCAGCUUCUUGAUCUGUGACACCUGUCAGGUGGAUGGAUUAUCUUGGCAAAGGAGAAAUGCUCACUAACAUGGAUGUAAACACAUUUUGGGCCCCAAAUUUGAGAGAAAUAAGCUUUUUGUGCAUUUGGAACAUUUCUGGGAUUUUUUUUAUUUCAGCUCAUGAAACAUGGGACCAACACUUCACAUGUUGCGUUUUAUAUUUUUGUUUAUAUAUGUUCAGGUUUAUUGCCCUGGGCCCAGAGGAAGGAAUGGGUCAUAAAGAGUAAAGAUAUCAACAUACACAAGCAUCAUUCAUCCAUAAUAUUCUUCAUGUUAUGAGAAACGUACGUUUCGUAAUCACACAUGAAGAAAGGUGUGUUAUGUUUUGGGAAAACCAAGAUGGUGGCCGGUCGGGUCAGUCAGUCCUGUGUCUCUGUACAGCUGCUGUGCUACAGGAUGGGUUGUCUGUAGCGGCGACAUAUUAAGGGUCACAACACUAGUACUGCACUGUUCUCUACUGAAUGGCUGUUGUCUUCUGCACCACUACUCCUAGACAUACAGGGAUCACUACUACGAAAAAGGAAACCUGUUCAAUGAAUACCCAAUGUCUAACAUGUCGUCAUUUUUUUUCCCCUAAAGAAUGCUCUACUGUAUUGGGUGUGUACAAUACUGUGAAUUCCCCUCUUCCCUACUAUACCGUGAGUAGUAUUUACCGUAUUGUCACACCAAAACAUGAAGGGAUGGUUGUUUAUACCAAGUAGCAUACGUUUGAACUGAGAGACCCUCGGCACAGACAUGUAUAUAUUGGGAGAGGAAGUCUGUUAACCCUAUGUAAUCCCUUGUUCAAGUGUGUAAUCAGCAGCAUACAAUGUAUGUGUGUGUGUGUGUGUGUGUGUGUGUGUGUGUGACACCACAGUGUGUAAUGGGAUUUCUGAGGGGAUGCAGUGUUUUCAGUUUAACUUGGCAUGGUGGACAAUUCCAGACUAUUUUUCUCAUACAUUUUCUUACUUUCUAACUUUUCUAUUCGUCCAUCUCUCCAUUCACUUACCCUCUUGAGAAGCAUUAAUUUUUUUCAGUCUUCAUCUUUGUACUUUCUACCUCUUCUUUUUAGCGUCUUAAGGUUUUUCAUACUGGGGUUCGUCUGUCAGAAGUCUGAGUUUGUGUACGCACCUCGCUCAUACAGAGGUUAGAACUGAUGUUUCUUCCCUUUGUCAAACGUUGCACAGCAAACUGCUGCACAGUGCAAACUACUGUAUGCAUACAGAGGUCUUUAACGAUCCUUUCUCUUGUUUAAAUCUUGUUCACUCAUGUAAUAUAGAAAUCACAACCUUGUUUUAUAUGUGAAUCUUUUUUUUCUGUAAAGCCUUAGUCCUUUCUUUUGAUUUGAUUUUUGUAGAUUCGAUCAAAACAAGAUGUAAGUUAUUUUCUCUCCCCUGUUUUUUAGAAAAAGGUGAGAUUGUUAGCUGCACAGAAGGAAAAUGAACAUGUGUUUUGUGACAUUAAAAAGAACUGUUUUGAAAGUC
Oncorhynchus masou masou (cherry salmon) is the source of this 9920-nucleotide messenger RNA. RefSeq names its product rho guanine nucleotide exchange factor 11-like. Gene Ontology annotation, biological process: G protein-coupled receptor signaling pathway. Gene Ontology annotation, molecular function: G protein-coupled receptor binding; guanyl-nucleotide exchange factor activity. Lineage: Eukaryota; Metazoa; Chordata; Actinopteri; Salmoniformes; Salmonidae. The record is from RefSeq and is a predicted model, not a curated record. Gene Ontology annotation, cellular component: cytoplasm.